Molecule: messenger RNA, 1923 nt
Organism: Striga asiatica
Lineage: Eukaryota; Viridiplantae; Streptophyta; Magnoliopsida; Lamiales; Orobanchaceae
Source: the annotation of a GenBank genome assembly
AUGUAUGAACAAGGAUACAAAUUUGUCAUUGGUGUGCACCCUCAAAGCCUAAAAUGUCAUGCUUCCAUUUUUCAUCAAUAUUUUUGGAGAAGAUUUUCUUUGUGGUCAAUGAAGAAAGACCCGGAUCUCGAAUCAGCUUUGUCUCGAAAUCGUAGAUGGGUGGUGAAUAAUCAGAUCAAGAACAUAAUCCUUAGAUGUCCGAAUCAAGUUGCUCCCAUUGAUUAUCUUCAGAAAAAAUUCAAAAGCCUCGAUCUUCAGGGCAAGGCACUUAAUUGGGUAAAGAAGUACCCUUGCUGCUUCGAAGUGCACCUCGAGAAUGAUAAGUAUUUUUGUCAGUUAACGAAAAGGAUGAAGUUUCUGGUCGAUGAGGAAGAAAGCGUUCGAGAUUUGCAGGAACCGGUUUUCGUAAAGCGAUUGGCAAAGUUGUUGAUGAUGAGUAGGAACAAAAGACUCAGUGUUAUGAAAAUCAAUGAAUUGAAGAGAAAUUUCGGCUUUCCUGAUGAUUAUUUGCUUCGGAUUGUUCCUAAGCACACAGACAUGUUCAGGGUCGUUAAUUAUACCGGGAGGCGAAGUUCAAUGGAUAUUGAGCUUAUAUCAUGGAAUCCAGAUUUUGCAGUUUCGGCAGUUGAGAUGUUAGCUCAGAAGGAAAAUCGCGAGCCGUGCUUUACAUGUUCUUUGCCAGAAAAUUGGAUGAAAUCAUGGGAGAGAUUUCGAGAGUUCAAUUCCACCCCAUACAUCUCACCGUACGUGGAGUUGACAGACGAAUCACUCAAAACUGACAAAAGAACCAUAGGUUUGGUGCAUGAGUUAUUAUCUCUGACUUUGUGGAAGAAAGUCUCGAUUGCCAAAUUAGGUCAUUUUAGAAGAGAAUUCUGCUUACCUGAGAAAUUAAAUGUUUUGCUUCUCAAGCAUCCUGGUAUAUUUUAUGUUUCGAACAAAUAUCAGAUUUAUACUGUUCUUCUUAGGGAAGGAUACUGUGGCUCCGAAAUGGUUGAAAAGGAUCCGCUUGUUGUUGUGAAGGAAAAGUUCGGGGAAUUAAUGCAGGAAGGACUUCAUGAGUAUAACAGAAGGCACCACCAAAUGAACUUAGAAAAGAAGAAGAAGAAUAACAAAGGUAUUGUAGCUGUUGGGGAAGAAAGAAUGAAGAGAGGCAGCCAUGAGACUGAUACCAAAGAUGAUGAAAGUGGUGAUCUUGGAGGCAUAUUUGAUGCCGAGGAAAGGAAAAGAUUUUACGACAUAGAAACGUUGGAUCUGAGAAAAUUGGAUUAUUGGGACUUAAUAUGCACCUAUUUACGUGAAGAUUCGGAAGUAUUGAAAAGAGGGCGCACAUCGGUAUGGAGCAGUGCUGAUAAGAGCGUUUGUUGUUGUUGCUUCACGAAGAUGAAGGCGAAGGAGCUACGCAAGAAGAUUGUCGAGUACCCGACCUUUGAUCACAUUAUGUACCACUCGACAGUCUCAAUCCUUCCAGUCGGCAAUCUAGGGUCCAAAUUGAAUUCUGAAUUAAGUAUGCACCUUCCAAAUGGGUCACGAGUGUUCUAUUUGAAUAACAGCACUUUGCCAUCACAGUAUGUGAAGGAGGUUAUCUGGGAUGCUGUUCAGAGUAUAUGCGGCAACAAUGUACAGAGAUGUGUAGGGAUUGUUGCUGAUAAGCAUAGACAAAAGGCGUCGGAAAAUUUAGAGCUUGAGAAUAAUUGGAUGUUGCGUAUAACAAAAUUGUCUGAAAAUCGCAAACCAGGCCUUUGGGUAGCAGUGAGGCUUCUUUUUCUCCAUGGGACUGCCUUUGGGUUCAACUUUCACCAGGCCUCCAUGGGGUGGCUUUGUGGGCUGGUGGCGGGCCUUCAGAGGGCCCAGAAGAUGGCUUACGUCGCAGCCCAGGCAAGGCUGGGAAAUCGUGAGGAGAUGGAGCUUUGUGAGGAGGAAUGA